GCAGUCGUGCCAUAACACUAGACAAGGCCAGUAGCAAGCAACAUGGACGAGUACACGAUGGAGCAUGUCAUCUCGAAGGAGCCGGCUAAGAUCGUAUGCCAGGUCCUGCACAAGGCGACGUCGCGUCGGUUUGCCAUGAAGAUCUACGACACGGCGCUGAUGGACGUGCACCGCCUCAACGCGUUGCGCGUCGAGUUGAACACGCUGCUUCCGAUCAACCACCCGAAUCUCAUCAACGUACAUGACAUCAACGUUGAGGACGGACUGUGCUAUGUGGUGUGCGAUCUCGAAGAAGGCGACGACUUGUUCGACGUUCUACUCAGAAAGGGUCGAUUCAGUGAAGACGAAGCCAAGGCGUUGAUCAAGGUGCUGCUCGAAACAGUGCGAGACUGCCAUGCAUUGGGAAUGGUCCAUCGCAACCUCAAGCCAGAGAGCGUGUGGAUGCCAUGUUCCGACGAUCCAACUUGCUUGAAGCUAUCGAACUUUGGGUUGGCGGUGUCAACUUCAGACGACAACGCCAUGACUGCUGUCUGCGGAUCCCCAGAUUAUAUGGCACCAGAAAUUCUGGCCAACUUGCAGCCGCCCCUCGCCUCGUACGGACCCCAAGUGGACGUGUGGUCGCUUGGUGUGGUGGCUUACGUCCUCCUAAGCGGCGUCUUUCCGUUCUCUGGAUCCACCCAAACCGACCUCUUUGACGCAAUUCAAGCGGGCAUCCUCGACAUGCCUGACGUGUCUGCCCCUGCCAAGCGCUUUAUAUCGAACAUGCUCACAGUGGACCCAACCCAACGUGCGACACUCGAUGCCUUGUUGCAGCAUCCGUGGCUACAACAUGUUCCCAAAAACAUCGUCACAUCUGACUCAUCGAAUGCAAUCGAGACUGCUGGUGGAGCCGCGCGACGCAAGUUCAAGGCCGCCGCCAUGACGGUGCAGGCGACGCUGGCGUUAAAAAACCACUUUUGUAUGCCACCACCAACCCUUCCCAUGUCUCAGAUCGUUAUCCCGGACGAAGUCGCCAUCAACAAGCGACACGAAACGCUGACAAUGGACGCCUUCCUGGCGGCAUAUGACAUGGCCGACCAUCAUCGCCAGGAUAUGAGUUUGCACGACAGCGGCGGCGUCACCGCCCGACGAUAUGCGACAGCGUCGGGAGUGGACGUUUACCUGACAUUUUACUCGAAAGAGAUGAUGGCAUUCGAAGACGAAGUCGACUUGCAUGCGCAUGUGGACAUCCUCAGGCAGCUGACCUAUCACGGGAACAUUGCAAACUUGCAUGCGUUCUACUCGGACUGCUACGAGUACUGCGUCGCCAUAGAACACGUCCCCAACGCUACAGACCUCUUUGAGCGAGUGGUCGACAGAGGCUGUCCGGACGAACAAGAGGCCCGACAGAUCAUGACGAGGGUAUUAAAAGCCGUCGAGCAUUGCCACGACAAGGGUAUUAUCCAUCGUAAUAUCAAGCUCGAGAGUGUGGUCGUCACCGCUGGCGUGUACUCUGCCGACACUUGUGUGAAAUUGACCAACUUUGGGAUGGCAACUCGAGCGGACGCGGACGUGACGCUUGUGUGCGGCUCAUACGACUACAUUGCUCCAGAAGUUCUCGACAAUAUCGACGCAGGGGAUGGCGGCGGGUGUCCGUAUGGCGUGGAGGUGGAUAUUUGGAGUGUGGGGGUGCUGGUGUUUGUCCUCCUCGGCGGCUAUUUACCCUUUCACGGCCCCACUCAAGUCGAACUGUUCCAAGCUAUUAAGACUGGACACGUGCAGUUUGACGAGCCAUACUGGCAGCACAUUUCGAAAGAUGCCAAGGACUUUAUAUGUAGCAUGCUCGUGACCAACCCUCGACGCAGGCGCAGUGCCAAGGAGCUGCUUCAGCACGCGUGGAUCACAUCGCCAACCAUCGUUCCUCUUAACCAAGUCGAACCAAAACCGUCGCCUGCCAAACAACGGUUCCGGACGGCGGCGCUGUCGGUCAAAGCGGCCGUGUCGUUCAAACUCUGGACGACAUUUGCCUCGAAAUACUCGGAAGUGGAUCAGUCGACGUGCGUGUGCACCGCCACUGGCCGCGUCUUCGCAUUAAAAAAGUUCACAACAGGUGGCCCGACUACCAGCACACACGUGGCGGUGCUCACGAGGCUCAAGCAGCACCUGCCAGAGGUGGCGCCCGUCCGCGAUGUGUUUUACGAAAUGGACGAGGUGUAUGUAGUCGAACAAGACAUGCAAGAGAGUGGUGGCGACGACCUCUUGUUCAAUCGCAUUGUGGCCAAUGACGGAUACAAUGAAAUCGACGCCGUGCACAUCGUCACGUCGUUGUUGCAUGCCGUGCAGAAGUGUCACACCGUGGACGUUGUGCAUUCCAACUUGACUGCGGAAAACAUUUGGUUGCAAGGCGGCAACAACGACGAGCCACCAUCGAUCAAACUGACAAACUUUGGGCAAACCCGGCACGAGCUCCUGGCGGGUAUCGAGUACGCAGCCCCAGAAGUCGUGACCUCCCAACUAUGCGUACACGACAGCGGGGACGACAAGCGCCACUAUGACAAGCCUGCCGAUGUAUGGAGCGUGGGCGUGGUCGCGUUUGUGCUGCUGUGCGGGUACCUGCCGUUCCACGGCCGCAGCGGGUUCGACUCGUUCCGGCGCAUCAAAAGAGGCAAAGUGGAGUUUGAGUCUCCAUAUUGGGACCACAUCUCGAGCGAUGCGAAGGCGUUCAUAUCAAGUGCAUUGAUGGUGGAUCCAACCGCGAGGUUUGAGAGAUCAUCGAUUGAAACGGUGAGAUGUGUAUAUGUGACGAGGAACGGGUGGCUGCGAUAGGGCGACGGUAUCCGACCUCGUGGCGCAUGCGUGGAUAUGCGAUGACGGGUUGUUGGACAAUACCAAGUUCGUUCCAUUAACCAAUACGGUGGCCAAAAUCACAUUGUUCAAUGCCCGACGACAGCUCAAAGCCGUGAUAAAAGUGGUGCGAUGGUGUUGUUCUUAUGUGCAUAAUAUCACAUGGGAAUAAAGUAAUUACUCUGAGGUUGUUGGCUGUAUGUAGGUUCAAACGAGUGUCCAGGUGUCGUCGACUAAAUCCAACGAACCGUGCGACGUCGUCCAGAAAAAAUGUGACACUGCGGGGACUGUGCAAAGUGCAUGAGAACGAAAGUUGCGGUCACGACACACACAGGACUAGCAAUCUAUUUCACAAGAUAAAACAUACACUCUUGUGGUCCACA
This is a messenger RNA of Aphanomyces astaci, 3206 nucleotides long. Its product is annotated as CAMK protein kinase, variant 3. The record is from RefSeq and is a predicted model, not a curated record. Gene Ontology annotation, cellular component: cytoplasm; nucleus. Lineage: Eukaryota; Oomycota; Saprolegniomycetes; Saprolegniales; Verrucalvaceae. Gene Ontology annotation, biological process: protein autophosphorylation; intracellular signal transduction; peptidyl-serine phosphorylation. Bases 43 to 2805 code for a protein of 920 amino acids. Gene Ontology annotation, molecular function: calcium-dependent protein serine/threonine kinase activity; ATP binding; calcium/calmodulin-dependent protein kinase activity. The transcript has 16 exons.